AGAGCAAAAGUAUAAAACCGAAACGACAAACGUCCCACAGUUCUCUGUGUAUCGUAUCUCCUUGUCCUCAGCCCUGCGCGCCGCAGCCAAGUACGGUAGAGAGAAGGAGAGGAAUAGUUCGCAUCAACGACUCUUUAUGUGCGUCUGGGGUUUAUCAAAUCGUUAAGAUUAACUGAUUUUGUGAUAUCUGUAUUGCAACAAGUGGUGGUGAAUCAUGAUUCUUGGAAGUAACCCCAUCCGAGAAACUCACUAUGAUGUUCUGUCUGUGAAGGAAGAUGCAAGCUAUGAAGAAAUUCGAACAAGUUAUCGAAUGGCUAUCCUUAAUUCUCAUCCAGAUAAAUUACAUUCUGAUCAUGAAUCAGGAGAUAGAUUUUUGAGAGUACAGAAGGCUUGGGAAAUCCUUAGUGACCCCAAGUCACGCAUGGUCUAUGAUAGCGAGCUGCGAGAUUCAAGACAGAAUGUAGUGGCCUCAGAAGAUAUUGGCUUAGAUGAUAUGAUGAUUGAAGAUACCGGAGAAGUCAUGGAGCUCUUUUACCAGUGCCGAUGCGGUGAUCACUUCUCAGUCGAUUCUUUGGAGUUGGGUAAAAUGGGGUACAAUUUGUUGAGGGAUGGGACCGAGAUAUUUUUAAGGACCCCUGAUGCUUUACCAGCAUCAGUUGUUCUUCCUUGUGGUUCUUGUUCAUUGCUUGUUCGGCUGAUAAUAAAUCCAGAUAUUAAAGUUCCAAGUGAUGAUUGUUUGUGAUUGGUUUUCCAUUUUUCACUUCUGAUUGAUGUUAAGUUUUUCUUUUAAUUGUCAUAGGAAAGCUUUAGAUAUGAAGUGAAGCUGUUUGCAUCUAUGACAACCAUAGGAGGCAGUUGAAGAUAUUCUUUGUUGUGAAACAUUAUACUAAGUGAACAAGCUUGAGGAAAGUUUCUUUGUUGAUUUUGGG
Durio zibethinus is the source of this 929-nucleotide messenger RNA. The record is from RefSeq and is a predicted model, not a curated record. NCBI's taxonomy places the organism in Eukaryota, Viridiplantae, Streptophyta, Magnoliopsida, Malvales, Malvaceae.